AUGUCUCGAUCAGGAACCACACUUUUCGCCUUCGUGGAGUACGAGUCUCGACGGGAUGCUGAUGAUGCAUACCAUGAGAUGCACAACAAACGCAUUGGUAGGGACGACGUUCUGAAGAUCGAGUGGGCGAGAACUCCUCCAUCCGCAUCGUGGAGAUUCGAUACUGGUCGCGAUCGAGAGCGUCCUGCUCGAGGCGACAGACGUGAAGGUGGUGAUAGACGAGAGCGCAGUCCUCCUCGUCGAGGCCACCGAUCCCCUUCACCACGAAGAAGAGAUGCAUCCCCUAGGAAAGACGACCGUGAGCGAGACGAUCGUCGCCGCGAUAGAGAUUACGACGACCGUAGACGAUCUCGAAGUCCUGCCGACCGCGAACGUGAGCGAGACAGAGGAGACCGCGAGGAUCGUCGGGAUGACAGAGAACGACGGGACGACCACGAAGAUCGUGAGGAGCGAACAAACGGUGACGACCGCAAAGCGAAUGACUCCCCUGCUCCUGCUCACGACGAGCUCGACACUGCUGAAUAG
Molecule: messenger RNA, 525 nt
Organism: Lithohypha guttulata
Lineage: Eukaryota; Fungi; Ascomycota; Eurotiomycetes; Chaetothyriales; Trichomeriaceae
Exons: 4
Coding region: 1-525 (174 amino acids)
Molecular function (GO): nucleic acid binding
Source: RefSeq, a predicted model, not a curated record